AAUCGAGUAUUAAUGCCUAACGAUCCGCGUUUUCGUCAAACUUUAAAUCUGGACCGUCCAUUCAACGCGAGAAAACACAAACAAGCCACGUCUCAACCGUCAGAUGAUCAACAGAGAAAACACACGGAUAAUGAAUCCUAUCCGUCCAUCUUCAAAUCGUUACAACCGUCGCAGGCUAUAAAUAUACCAUAAUCACUGAUCGAUUCAAAACUUUAUUCAUCUUGAGAGAAGAAGAGUCGCUUACCUAGGUUGAAGAGAAGAAGCAAUCUAAGAUAUGGCCCGUACAAAGCAAACCGCUCGUAAGUCUACUGGAGGAAAGGCUCCCCGUAAGCAGCUUGCUACUAAGGCUGCUCGUAAGUCUGCCCCAACUACUGGAGGGGUCAAGAAGCCUCACAGAUACCGUCCCGGUACCGUUGCCCUCAGGGAAAUUCGCAAGUACCAGAAGAGUACCGAGCUUCUGAUUAGGAAGUUGCCAUUCCAAAGGCUUGUUCGUGAAAUUGCUCAGGACUUUAAGACUGAUUUGCGUUUCCAGAGUCACGCUGUUCUGGCUUUGCAGGAGGCUGCUGAGGCCUAUCUCGUUGGACUGUUUGAGGACACCAAUCUGUGUGCCAUCCAUGCCAAGCGUGUCACCAUCAUGCCUAAGGACAUUCAACUGGCAAGGCGUAUCAGAGGUGAACGUGCUUAAGUGCGUUGGUCUCUUGAUGAAUCCAAGUGUUGGCUGCAUGGUGCUUAAUUAAGCGAUUGUGCAACGCUUAUCAGUAUUAUUUGUUUUCGUUUUUUGAUUUUAUGUCGUCAUUAGAUAUAGAUAGACUUAGAAGGUUUCGGUGAAUAUGGUAAAUGGCAUAGACAUUAUAUUGCCUUGAUAUGGUGGUGUGCAGUUAAUGUUGGUUUUGUUAUAUAGAAUGAAGGAUUUUUUCAAUUCUAUAUUUGUAGUUGUCUUGUGAUGUUAGAAUCUCGCAGCCACACUAAUUGUGCUAAAAACAACUUAUAAUGGAUCUAAUGUUAGUUUAGUUUCCGUUUCAA
Messenger RNA from Cannabis sativa, 1023 nucleotides. Its product is annotated as histone H3.3. Gene Ontology annotation, molecular function: DNA binding; structural constituent of chromatin; protein heterodimerization activity. Lineage: Eukaryota; Viridiplantae; Streptophyta; Magnoliopsida; Rosales; Cannabaceae. The transcript is spliced from 5 exons. The record is from RefSeq and is a predicted model, not a curated record. The coding region runs from base 275 to 685 and encodes 136 amino acids. Gene Ontology annotation, cellular component: nucleosome.